UGCAGUUUCCGUUUCUCUGCUUCCUAUUGGUCUAAAACGUACCACGUGUCCAGGAAGUCUCACGAAGGUGCAUUUGUGAACAUUAAUUGAUAGAAUUUACGGCAACACAACAACACCAACGUUACACGAGGUCGCUGUGCAUCGUUUGUGUUUUGUAUGAUGAGCUAAAAUCUGUACUGUGGCUGUAGUUUUUAUUUUCCAAACCGUGAGUUAGAUUGACGGUGCAGAGAAUGACACCGUUUCCUCCGACGUGUUCCAGGUAUCGCUUCUCGGCCUUUUGGCUAAGAUGAAGUGUAGUAUCUGUUCUUAUCAGUUUAAUAUCUGAUAUGUAUUCUAUCUGUAGACUAAAUGUUAAAUUGGUUUUUGGAACAUGGGAUAGGAAUAGGGGCUUGCUUCAUCCGCUCCACGCAUUGACCUGGUAUUGCAGUAUUUUCAGGAAUGGUGCACCUUCAUUAUGAACGUUGAAAAUAAGUAGAGAUGAUGGCUUAUGUUCACUUAGUUUUGUUUGGCAGUUUCAAGUUUGGAAGUGAUGAUAUAGAGGUCGUUUGUCCAUGACUCAGCAACUUGAUUGUCUUAUCCAGACAAUGAUACCAGGACUGGUCAUUCUGAUCCACUGACAUGUUCAUUGACACAGAUAGUUACUUUUGAAAGAUGAACAAAGGAUUUUCAGCCAGAGACUGGCUUUUGCAGGUAAUCUAUGGUGUUUUGCUAUUUGUACGAACUGUUUUGACAAAUGCACUUACUGUUUUGCAAAUGUUGAGGAUGAUUCAAGAAAUGCACCAAAGCGACUGAGAAGAACUGUAAUUUAAUGGUUGAGCAUAUUUGAGAAACAUGCAAAUCUACUUUCUGGCAGAGAUUCACAGUAAAUAUAAAACAUAAAUCUAUACAACAACCAGUGUGCACAAACAGUAACUUGUAAUAUCACAUUAAAAAAAGAAAGGGGUUUCCUGGUGGUCUACAGGUUUAGGGAGAUGACGACGUAAUUUUAAUUCCUAGGUUGAGUCAGAUUGGACACAAACCCAAACUCCUUAAAUACAACUUCCCCUGAGUUAAACUAUAUACAAGGUGAUGGCCUGAUACUGGAAAAAGUUGACUUUUGGGGAGAGACAGACUACAGGAAGUCCUUUCGACAGAUUGUGAGACUAAAGAGUGAACUUUUUCCCAGUAAACACUGGAUGGAGAAACUGGUGGCAGUGAUCACAGCUUGUUCUCGUCAACGAUCUUUUCUCACGCUGCUCCAGUCCAGACCAAGUGGUCUUCAACAUCCCCAACCUGUCUGCUGACGUGAUGCAGCUCAUCAUUGAGUUUGCUUAUGGCUGCUUUAUUUCUGUGACGGAGGACAACGUCCAGGAACUUCUGCUGGCAGCAGAUCAGCUUGGCGUGAAGAGUUUGGUCCAGACCUGCUGCCACUUCCUCGGGGAACAGCUCUGUCCACGGAAAUGCAUCGCUAUCUGGCGUCUCACCAACAUCUGCAUCUCCCCUGAACUGCGGCACAAGGCCUACCGCUACAUCACUGAUCACUUUGAGGACGUUGUUUCCUCUGAAGACUUCCUGCAGCUGUCUGUGGAGGAACUCACUGAUAUCCUUGAUAGAGAUGAGCUCAGUGUGAGGCAGGAGAACGGUGUGUACGAGGCCAUGAUGAAGUGGAUCGCUCACGUACACGAAGAACGACAAGGACACAUCGCUGCUCUCCUGUCUAAGGUCCGACUGGCUCUGCUCAGUACACAGUACAUCACCAUCAACGUGCUGUCCAAUGAACUGGUGAAGAACAGCGCUGAGUGCCUAACCUUGAUCAAGGAUGCUACCACAAUCAUACAUCGCACAGAGAGACCCUCAGGUUAUGGCUUCUAUCACCGUCUUGCUCGUCCUCGCCUGCCCAAUGCCAUCCUAUUGGCCACAGGGGGCUGGAGCGGUGGUGAUCCGACCAACAGCAUUGAGGCAUACGAUUUCCAAGCCAACCGGUGGGUCAGCGUGGCAAACGGUUUGGAGCGUCCUCGUGCCUAUCAUGGCACCGCCUUCCUCAGCGGCUUUGUCUACUGCGUGGGUGGCUUCGACAGGGUGCAGCAUUUCAACAGCGUAUACCGCUUUGACCUGACGUCGUGCACCUGGCAGGAAGUGGCGAACAUGCACUGCUGCCGCUGCUACGUAAGCGUGACUGUGCUGAAUGGACGCAUCUAUGCCAUGGGAGGCUCCGAUGGCCAAGCGAGACUCAACACUGCAGAGUGCUACCAACCCCAAACCAACCAGUGGAGCCAUAUUGCACCCAUGCAUGAGCAGAGGAGUGAUGCCAGCUGCACGACACUCCACAACAAGCUGCUGAAGAAGCUGCAGGUCGACCUUCAGCUGGACGUUCUGGACAGAUUUCAGGUGUCUGAUGUUCUUCAGGAUAAACUGAACAACAGAGAGUCAUAAUGUCGGCCGCCAGCUGUCUGCUGACUGAAGAGCAGCUUCUGUGCGGCAUCUGUCUGGAUGUCUUCUUCAAUCCCGUCACGUUGCCGUGCGAACACAACUUCUGCAAAAACUGCAUCAUGCAACACUGGGACACCAACAUCCAGUGCCAGUGUCCGUCCUGCAAAGAGCCGUUCUACCGGAGGCUGGACCUGCGAGUCAACACUUUCAUUUCUGAGAUGGCUGCUCAGUUCAGGAAGUCGGCAGGAAGACGAAGCCCCAACUAGCAAGUAGCCAAACCAGGGGAGGUUCCCUGCGACAUCUGCACCGAAAAUAAAAUGAAAGCUCUGAGGUCCUGCCUGGUGUGUCUGGCGUCCUGCUGCGAGACUCACCUGAAGCCUCACCUGACGGCGUCGCGCCUGAAGAGACACCGGCUGACGGAUCCAGUGGAGAACCUGGAAGGGAGGAUGUGCACGAUUCAUGACAAACCUUUGGAGCUCUUCUGCAAGACAGACCAGACCUGCGUUUGCAUGCUGUGUCUGGUUUUAGACCACAAGUCCCACAAAGUCAUUCUGCUGAAAGAGCAGUUAGAAGAGAGGAAGAAGUCGGAUCUCGGCAGGAGGGAAACCAAAAUCCACCCGAUGAUCCAGGAGAGACGACUGAAGAUUGAGGAGCUGAAGCGCUUGGCAAAGCUCAGCAAGGAAGCAGCAGAGAGGGAGAUGGCGGAUGACGCUCAGGUCUUCACCGCCCUGAUUCAGUUCUUCGAGAGAGUUUAUUGAUGUUCUUGUGUAAAUAAUCCUAAAUGUUAUUGACCUUAUGACUAUCAGAAUGUGGAAGUACUACUUGUUCUUUCCGGACACACUGAUGACUUUCAGUAGGUGAAAGGAACUUACUGGAAGGAAUCUGAUGUUAAACCACAGCAGGAACCAGUUUUCAGACAGAACUGAGGUGUGGUUCAACACAGCACAACAGCAGAUUGUAUUCAGAGGAACUUUUUCAUGCUAAUACUGUGUUUUUGUCCCUUCGAUCAGAGAAUCUUGCAAUAAAACUUCCGACUCGACAUUCUGGUUGUUUACCACCUGAGGCACAGAAUUGUAAUUUGCCACCAACAAAUCCACAGAUUCCCUGUGAACCGACUUUCUUCAUUUAAUCCGUCUUUUUCUGAUAAUAAUAAUAUUUUGUGUGUCUUUUCCCCCUGUAGUGUUAAUAAAUACACCACGUUUAUUGUC
Molecule: messenger RNA, 3617 nt
Organism: Amphiprion ocellaris (clown anemonefish)
Lineage: Eukaryota; Metazoa; Chordata; Actinopteri; Pomacentridae
Product: kelch-like protein 10
Exons: 5
Coding region: 1288-2412 (374 amino acids)
Molecular function (GO): protein binding
Source: RefSeq, a predicted model, not a curated record